GCGGCCCCGCCCCGCGCAGGCGCAGUGCGCUCCGGGCAGGCGCCGCGCUGUCAUGGCGGAGAAGGUGCAGAAGUGCGUGAAGAUCGCCCCGGGGGCCGUGGUGUGCGUGGAGAGCGAGAUCCGCGGGGACGUGACCAUCGGGCCCAGGACCGUCAUCCACCCCAAGGCCAGGAUCAUCGCCGAAGCGGGACCCAUCAUCAUUGGGGAAGGCAACCUGAUCGAGGAGCAGGCCCUCAUCAUAAAUGGGUACCCGGAAAAUAUCACGCCAGAAACUGAAGAUGUGGAGCCCAAACCGAUGGUCAUCGGCACCAACAACGUUUUUGAGGUUGGGUGUUAUUCCCAAGCAAUGAAGGUGGGAGAUAACAACGUCAUCGAAUCCAAAGCGUUUGUUGGCAGGAACGUCAUCCUGACGAGCGGCUGCAUCAUCGGGGCCUGCUGUAACAUCAACACCUACGAGGUGAUCCCCGAAAAUACCGUCAUCUACGGGGCCGACUGCCUCCGCCGCGUCCAGACCGAGCGGCCACAGCCCCAGACACUGCAGCUGGAUUUCCUGAUGAAGAUCUUGCCCAACUACCAUCACCUAAAGAAGACCGUGAAGGCCACGUCCACUCCCGUCAAGAGCUGAGCACCUUCUGCCACUGUGGGUUUCAUCUGGCUCUGUGAAGCACUACAAGGCCCAGAGAAGUGGCCAGUCCCCUUGCCUCUCAUUCCAUCCUUAAAAAGAAUAGUCUUGCUUAUUUGUGUCCUUUAUUUAUAUUCCACCGAGCAUCUCGUAACAGCCUUGCGUCUGCUGUCUCUCACGCACUAACUCUGUUGCUUUGUUUUUUGGAAUAAAAUGUCACCUGCUUUGCUUUUCUUUCGA
Messenger RNA from Calidris pugnax (ruff), 862 nucleotides. It is a transcript of the gene DCTN6, whose product is annotated as dynactin subunit 6. The record is from RefSeq and is a predicted model, not a curated record. Gene Ontology annotation, biological process: mitotic spindle organization. Lineage: Eukaryota; Metazoa; Chordata; Aves; Charadriiformes; Scolopacidae. Gene Ontology annotation, molecular function: dynein complex binding. Gene Ontology annotation, cellular component: dynactin complex. The transcript has 7 exons. The coding region runs from base 53 to 625 and encodes 190 amino acids.